Messenger RNA from Aureobasidium namibiae CBS 147.97, 1101 nucleotides. RefSeq lists its product as uncharacterized. The coding region runs from base 1 to 1101 and encodes 366 amino acids. Lineage: Eukaryota; Fungi; Ascomycota; Dothideomycetes; Dothideales; Saccotheciaceae. The transcript has a single exon. The record is from RefSeq and is a predicted model, not a curated record.
AUGGACGUCCUUCGCGGUCCCUUCGCUCCAAACCCCUCGUCGGCCCUCCAGUCGCCUCCACCCCGGCGCAUCUCAACAGUCGCAGGGCGGCGCCUCUCUGCUGUCGUCUCUGAUCGAGCAUCCACUCAGUCCAUGUCGUCGCCAUCGCCGCGAGUCGUCAGCCGGUGGAGCGACAGCACCCACAUGGCCAGGACGAUACCGCGCACCAGUCGCGACUCGAUGCCACCACCCUACCUCCUGCACAGCGACCCUCUGGAAGGCGACAAGCUCGUACCCAUCGGUCCCGUCGUGCGUCAAAGAGGAGGAUGCAAGAGAAUCGGCUUUCUGGUCCUGCUAGCACUGGUUGCAAUUGCGCUCGGUAUAGGUCUGGGUGUAGGCUUGACUCGAGGAAGUGGAGGAGGAGGAGGCGGCAAUGGAGCAUCAACAGCAGAGCCGGAUGCGAGCACUCCCUCGCAACUGACGUAUCCUGUUGGCGAAUACAGCCUUGUCACGGCCCUGCGUACUAUUGAGACCAACUGUACUUCAGACCCCAAUACCUGGCGCUGCUUUCCAGGUCCCACCUUCGCUCAGUCCGCGAGUGCGUCCCUGGCCACCUUCAAUUGGCUCUUGUCCAAUACCUCUGCCUCGUAUGCCACCAACAGCAGUGCCUUGUCCACAUCUUCCCAGGGCAUCGCUGCGAACCUGACCAUUUCCGCAUCCAACAACCCGUUCAGCAUUACCUUUGAUUCGACUCCUCUGACUUUCAUCAAUGAUACGUCUCCGCGCUAUACCUUUGCAGCCAACAUAUCGCAGAAGAUCAUACCAGCUUCAAACAUCACCGCAGACAACAGAGCCACCGUUUGCUUCUUCAACCAAACCCAAGUCGUGGGAACGCUGCAUCUGGAUGACACUUACGCUCAACAAUACACGUUUACCGGCAACAAUGCGAGCUACACCCUAUGGCCGUACGCUGUCCAAGUUGAGCUCGUGAGCCCCGGUGGCCAGAACACGCCGGCCUGCUAUUACACAACGAACGGCGCCAUUGGAGCCCAGAUCACAGAUGUGUUUACUGCUCAACCCGCCGAGGAUGUGUGCCUCUGUGAAUACAGAAACUACUUCUGA